Molecule: messenger RNA, 468 nt
Organism: Sphenostylis stenocarpa
Lineage: Eukaryota; Viridiplantae; Streptophyta; Magnoliopsida; Fabales; Fabaceae
Source: the annotation of a GenBank genome assembly
AUGGAGAAGAAGUUAAGGAUAAAGAAGAAAGUAUGGAUGGGGAAGAAGUUUGGGAUGGAGAAGAAGUUUGGAAUGGAGAAGAAUCUACUAAUUAAGGAAGCAGAACAAGUUAAGGAGGAUGGAGAAGAAGUUAGGGAAGGAGAAAAAGUGAAGAAUGAAGAACAAGUUAGGGAAGGAGAAGAAGUUAAGGAUGGAGAACAAGUUAGGGAAGGAGAAGAAGAAGUUAAGGAUGGAGAAGUAGUUUGGGAUGGGGAAGAAGUGAAGGAAGGAGAAGAAGUUAAGGAAGAAGAAGAAGAAGAAGUUUUGGAUGGAGAAGAAGUUAAGGGUAAAGAAGAAAGCAUGGAUGGGGAAGAAGUUUGGGAUGGAGAAGAAGUUUGGGAUGGAGGAGAAGUUUGGGAUGAAGGAGAAGUUUGGAAUGGAGGAGAAGAACCGAAGUAUGGAGAAGAAGUUAAGGAAGAAGAAGUUUAG